Myxocyprinus asiaticus (Chinese sucker) is the source of this 3448-nucleotide messenger RNA. RefSeq names its product gastrula zinc finger protein XlCGF8.2DB-like. The record is from RefSeq and is a predicted model, not a curated record. The transcript has 2 exons. The coding region runs from base 473 to 1540 and encodes 355 amino acids. Gene Ontology annotation, molecular function: DNA-binding transcription factor activity, RNA polymerase II-specific; RNA polymerase II cis-regulatory region sequence-specific DNA binding. NCBI's taxonomy places the organism in Eukaryota, Metazoa, Chordata, Actinopteri, Cypriniformes, Catostomidae. Gene Ontology annotation, biological process: regulation of DNA-templated transcription.
AAAGUUAUGUUGUCACAAGGAUGGUUCUUUCUAGAAUGCGGAUAUUCUUCUGAGGGAAGAUUAAUAGCACUUCGAUAUUUAGCUGUAUAUAACGAUACAAAUAAUUCAGACGCGGUGGAAAGUUUUUAUAAAAGUGCUCAAAUAACACGUUAAUAGUACUCUAAACACGUUAGUAAUGUUUAGUGUAUGUAGAUUACAUACAGUAAAUGCAAUAUUGUUGCUUUAUGUGAGGUGCUGAUAGUUUGUCUCACGUAAAUGGCGCUAAAUUUAUAAGUGUUUUUUUUUUCCUGAGUAAAGCGCAUCCACACAUGAGGGCCAGACAGAUUGAUUUAGCCUUUUAUUUUCUUCACAUUGAUUAUUAUCUUCAUCUUAAACGUGAUGAAUACACAUUCCCAAACAAGCAGGAAGAACACAAUGUGCAACAACUGAGGUCUACUAAAGAUGGAAGUUUAUUGAAGAGGAGAGUGAAUACAUGAGUGGUUCAGAACCACACAGUGUGAAAAGUGAAGAUACUGAGGAACAAAGAGGCCUGAUGGAAGUGAAAGAGGAAAGUCAAGAACUGAAUGAAGUGGCGGGGAAAAAUCAGUAUGAGGAACGUCGUCAUUUCACCAUCAACAACACUGGAGAAAAAAACUUAAGUUGCCCAGACACUGAAAAUAAUCUUUUACCAAGAAGAAUAGAACCCCAAAAUUGUUUCAUCUGCCCUGAGUGUGAAAAGAUUUUCACAUGUAAAAGAGACCUUAAGAGGCACAUAAAAAUCCAUACUGAAGAGAGGCCUUUCACCUGCUCUCAGUGUGAAAAGAGUUUCAAAAAUUCAGGAGACCUCAAGAGGCACGUAAGAAUACACACUGGAGAGAAGCCUUUUACCUGUCCUCAAUGUGGAAAGAGUUUCACACAAAAAGACGGCCUUAAGGAACACGUAAAAAUUCACACUGGAGAGAAGCAGUUUGCGUGCAUGUUGUGUGGGAAGAGUUUCACACAUCAAGGCAGCCUAAAGAGGCACAUGAAAGUUCAUUCUGGAGAGAAACUACACCAAUGUUCUGAGUGUGGCAGGAGGUUUUCAGAGGCUAGCAAUCUAAAAACUCAUCUGCUCUCUCACUCAGGAGAAAGGCCGUAUAAAUGUGAUCAGUGUGAGAGAACUUUUUUUGUGGCAGUUCACUUGAAGACACACAUGAGGAUUCAUGAAGAUGAGAAGCCUUACAUGUGUUCUUUUUGUGGAAAAAGUUUUUUAUGGCUGAACGGUUUUAAAGAGCACCAGAAAAUACACAUCGGUGUGAAAGCGCAUGUGUGCACUGACUGUGGAAGUUCCUUUACCAGAGCUGGUGAACUGAAAGUGCACCAAAGAAAGCAUACGGGAGAAAAACCUUAUCAGUGUUCAUAUUGUGAAAAGAGUUUCUCCGUUUCAGGAGCCCUGAAAGCACAUGAAAGAGUGCAUACUGGAGAGAGGCCGUACCUCUGCCCUUCAUGUGGGAAGACUUUCAGCCGAUAUGGUAAUCUAGGAAAACACUUAAAAAAGGCUUGCCCAAAGUUGUCACAGUGAGCAAAGUUCCUCUCUAGGUCUAGGCCUGUCAUGAUUAUGACAUAUUCCCCUGAUUGUGAUUAUUUGAGAUGGCUGCGACCAUUGUGUACUUUACAUUCUAAACACAUUGUCUCCCAAAUGAUGUAGAGAUAGACUGAUAAUCAGUUUUACAUAUGUUUUUGACCGAUAUUUACACAUUUCUUCACAGUCACUUUUUUUUAAAAUAUUGAGUCAGCCGAUAAAUGGAGUCAACCCAUCUGGUGGGACUGUGCCGAAAAUGCUGUUAAGGCUAAUUUUUACCUCUGCGUCAAACCUACGCCAUAGCCUGACGUGCUUUUCUCCAAAAAUGUUGUUUUAGGAUCUAUGCAUCAUAUCAUAUUGUAUUUGUCAGAAGCAUCUGUUGGUUUGAUGUUCUAUUUAUGUGAAGUUACAAGUGAAAAGGUGACGAAAAUACACAUCUGUUUAACUUUAAAACUGCAUGCUCUGGGCUUUUACUCUAUAUAUUUUAGAUGUGAGUAAAACCAUAUUUGUUGUAUUCUACUCGAGACCUUUCUGUUCUGUAAGAUGUUCUGACUGAUUGUUUGACAGUAUGGUGUACAAUAAUCAUUAUCAAUCAAUCAGCUAAUUAAAAAGCACCUGUUAAGAAUUGGUUUUAUUGCCUAUAUGCAUUGUAAAGUCCAGCUUCUAAGCUUUAAAAAGACACCCAUUUGUGUUGGUCAAUCGAAUAGUAAUUGAUUCAUUUGAUGUUUAUUUUUUAUUCCAGAGUCUCAAAAUAUGGCCAAAUAUUUAUUCAUGUUUUUAAGCAACUGGAGAGCAUGCAUACAGUAUAUGCCUGAUUUAUUUUCUCUCUGCAUGGCAAACAAUACAGUAUGUAUAAUAAAUAAUAUGUACCUAAAUCUCAACUUGUUCACAUACUUUGAACUUGUUUUUAAUGAUACAAUAAUUUAAUAAAUACUUCUGAAUGCCGAAUUAAAAAACAUUUAUUUAAUUUUUUUUAUUAUUAUUCAAGAAAUGUAUAAUUAUUUCAGAAAUUAAGACAUUUUCUCUCAAUAUGCUAGCAUUUUGGCUGUUUACUCAGAAUGAUGUAGGUUUUGUGCGGCUUAAUACAAUGCCUGUGUGUAGAAGAAGAAAGUCAGAGAAAAGCCUAUACUAUUUUAAUACCAAUAAAAGAGUCAGUAUUUUUAAAACAUUUUUAAUAAGCAUUAGAUAUAAGAUUAAGUUUACAUUAAGAGAUUUUUAAGAAUUAGUGGAACUGAAGGUGUCAGAGCAAACAUGGAACGCAUGUCCUCAUUGUCUCCGGAGAGUAUGGCCAAUUUUAAGUAAGGCUUUUGGGGCAACUGCACCUAACCCAGUCGGCUAGUCUCACCCUGCUAUCGCAGUAUUUUGAUGGCAUACAUCAGUGUUUCCCAACCUUUUUUUUAGUUUAAGUACCCCCAAAACACCAUCAGAAAGGCUAAAAGACCCCUUCAUUAACACAAAACCAACGAUAUGUACCAAUGGCAGUUUCGAUUCUGAUUAAUUUGGGUAUAUUUCAGUUUAAAAUAUCCAUUUUGCUUACAUAUUGAAGAAAUUGUCUCUCAGCUGGUAACUAUAAAGGGGACCUUCUAAUUUGGUACAUUAAGAAAUAUUAAUUUUAGAAUUUGUUAUUUUAUAAUUAUCCCCAUACUGAGAGAAGCCGUACUUCUGCCCUUCAUGUGGAAAGAGUUUCGGUCGAUUAAGUGCUCUUCUCAAAUAUGGCAUAUCAGACACGUUUGAUUUCAAUGAUGUCCAACGUCAUUUAAUCUUUUAAGUCUCAUAAUUAAAGCAAAACCUGGCAUUAAGUAUCUGAUGUAACAUACUGUAUUUGAGUUGAACAGGAGUGCAAUACUGUAAAUAAUGACAGAUUUCUUUUAUUUUUGGGUGAAUUCUUCCUUUAACCAUAGAAUACAC